GGGGCGGGGUUCCCGAGUUCCGGCCUGGGCGCUGUCCGCGGUGCUGAGCGCCCUCAGGGGCGCGCGGGGCCGGGGCGCCAUGGGGAAUCGCAGUGCCACGGAUGCUGGAGAGCUGUUGGCGGGGCGCGGGCCCGAUGCGGACAGAGGUGCGGGGGCGCCGGCGGGGCUGGCGGGGCCGGGGGCGGCGGCGGCGCUGGUGGGGGGCGUGCUGCUCAUUGGCGCGGUGCUCGCGGGGAACUCGCUGGUGUGCGUGAGCGUGGCGGCCGAGCGCGCCCUGCAGACUCCCACCAACUACUUCAUUUUGAGCCUGGCGGCCGCGGACCUGCUCCUCGCCCUGCUCGUGCUGCCGCUCUUCGUCUACUCCGAGGUCCAGGGUGGCGUGUGGCGGCUGAGCCCCGGCCUCUGCGACACGCUCAUGGCCAUGGACGUCAUGCUGUGCACCGCCUCCAUCUUCAACCUGUGCGCCAUCAGCGUGGACAGGUUCGUGGCCGUGGCCGUGCCCCUGAGCUACAACCGCCAGGGCCGGGGCGGGCGUCAGCUGCUGCUCAUCGGCGCCACGUGGCUACUGUCGGCAGCGGUGGCCGCGCCCGUGCUGUGCGGCCUCAACGACGCGCGCGGCCGCGACCCCGCCGUGUGCCGCCUGGAGGACCGGGACUACGUGGUCUACUCGUCCCUGUGCUCCUUCUUCCUGCCCUGCCCGCUCAUGCUGCUGCUCUACUGGGCCACGUUCCGGGGCCUGCGGCGCUGGCAGGCCGCGCGCCGCACGAAACUGCGCUGCCGCGCGCCCCGCCGGCCCAGCGGCCCCGGCCCACCGCCGCCCCCUGCCGACGCCGGCCCGGCCCAGCCCCCGCCGCCGGCCCCAAGGAGGCGCGCCGAGAUCCCCGGCCGGGAGCGCAAGGCCAUGAGGGUCCUGCCCAUGGUGGUCGGGGCCUUCCUGGUCUGCUGGACGCCCUUCUUCGUGGUGCACAUCACGCGGGCCCUGUGUCCCGCCUGCGUGGUGCCCCCGCGGCUGGUCAGCGCCGUCACCUGGCUGGGCUACCUUAACAGCGCCCUGAACCCGGUCAUCUACACGGCCUUCAACGCCGAGUUCCGCGGCGUCUUCCGCAAGGCCCUGCGCCGCUGCCGCUGCGGCUGUCGCUGCCGCCGCUGAGCAGAGGCCCCACCCCGCCGCCCCUUGGAGGGGGGUGAUAGCCCCACCUAUCCAGUGGAUUCCGCCCUAAGUACCCACGCAGAAGGUUCCGAGGGGGCACGGGGA
Phyllostomus discolor (pale spear-nosed bat) is the source of this 1255-nucleotide messenger RNA. It is a transcript of the gene DRD4, whose product is annotated as dopamine receptor D4. Gene Ontology annotation, cellular component: plasma membrane. The transcript is spliced from 4 exons. Bases 80 to 1150 code for a protein of 356 amino acids. Gene Ontology annotation, molecular function: G protein-coupled receptor activity; dopamine neurotransmitter receptor activity, coupled via Gi/Go. Gene Ontology annotation, biological process: adenylate cyclase-inhibiting dopamine receptor signaling pathway; adenylate cyclase-activating adrenergic receptor signaling pathway. The record is from RefSeq and is a predicted model, not a curated record. Lineage: Eukaryota; Metazoa; Chordata; Mammalia; Chiroptera; Phyllostomidae.